Molecule: messenger RNA, 882 nt
Organism: Umbelopsis ramanniana AG
Lineage: Eukaryota; Fungi; Mucoromycota; Umbelopsidomycetes; Umbelopsidales; Umbelopsidaceae
Exons: 4
Coding region: 136-795 (219 amino acids)
Biological process (GO): endoplasmic reticulum to Golgi vesicle-mediated transport; intracellular protein transport; Golgi organization
Cellular component (GO): endoplasmic reticulum; COPII-coated ER to Golgi transport vesicle; endoplasmic reticulum-Golgi intermediate compartment
Source: RefSeq, a predicted model, not a curated record
CAAGGAAGUGCAGCAUGGAAAAGCGGGUUAGCAAUUCGGCCAAUGAGCGCGCGCCAUUUUUUGCUAUAGCAGGGACCAAUACAGAAAAGGCAUACUCAGUCGUCCAAGCAAAGCAUUCGGCUUUCAAACUCUAACAUGUUGCGAUUCUCUGCAUUUUUGCUGCUGUCAUUAGUAGCAUGUCUUGUGAGCGCAAUAAAAUUUGACCUAGAAGCACUCCCAUCAUCCACUGCUUUCGCACACAGAAAGUGCCUGUCUCAACAUGUUGGCGACAACACCAUGGUCAUCGUCACCGUGAAGGUUGGCGAAGGCUACAAUCAGCGUGUCGAUCUAGAGAUUUUCGACGACAGUGAGAGCAUCAACAAGUAUGCUACCAGACGGGAUGUCGGUGAACAGGGCGCAAGACUUGCCUUCAGCACUCAUGCCGAUGCUUCUAUCUUUGUUUGCUUCACUAACACACUCUCAGAUGGUUUCAACCCUGGCCCCAACUACCGACGUACAAUUGAUGUUGAUUAUGACAUUGGUGCCGAAGCUUUGGAUUACAGCAAGAUUGCAAAGGCAGAGAAGCUUGAACCUUUAGAGGUUGAGCUUCGCAAGCUGGAAAAGGUCGUCCAGGAAAUUUGGGAUGAGAUGGAAUAUCUCAAGAGACGCGAAGCCAAGAUGAGAGACACCAAUGAAUCCACCAAUGAGCGCGUUCAAUGGUUCAGCAUCAUCACUUUAUUGACUCUCGUCAGCUUGGGAACUUGGCAAGUCAUGUACCUUCGCCGCUUCUUUAAGCGCAAGAGACUUAUUGAUUAGGUUUUUCACUUUUUAAAAAGCACCUCCCACUUCAAAUAAAAAGAAAAACGUGUAAUUCACUGCAAUCAACCGUCUCUAGAGUGGCUU